Messenger RNA from Dermacentor silvarum, 2251 nucleotides. RefSeq names its product elongation of very long chain fatty acids protein-like. Gene Ontology annotation, cellular component: endoplasmic reticulum membrane. Gene Ontology annotation, molecular function: fatty acid elongase activity. Bases 139 to 999 code for a protein of 286 amino acids. The transcript is spliced from 2 exons. The record is from RefSeq and is a predicted model, not a curated record. NCBI's taxonomy places the organism in Eukaryota, Metazoa, Arthropoda, Arachnida, Ixodida, Ixodidae. Gene Ontology annotation, biological process: very long-chain fatty acid biosynthetic process; sphingolipid biosynthetic process; fatty acid elongation, monounsaturated fatty acid.
AUUUCUGCCCAUGAUUCGCAGUGUCCCUCCACUCUCUUCAUUGUCGACUCGGGAAGAACCACGACGCCGAAGUCAAAAGGUGGUGGAGUGCACUUGUGGAACCUCCGAAAAACAGCAGCAGGAGAAGCAUCCAACAACAUGCGGCAACAGCAAGACACCGGCAUGUGGCAGCAACAGGGCGUCAACGCCACGGGUGUCGUGAGCCGCUACUCGGCGCUGUCCUGGUUCGAGCCCGACGAGCGGGUCCGGGACUGGCCGCUCAUGGGUGCUCCCACCGCCGUGACCAGCAUCCUGACCCUAUACGUGAUGGGCUGCGUCGUAGUGGGACCGCGGCUCAUGAGGGACUGCAAGGCGUUCUCCAUGCGGCCGAUGCUGAUCGCGUACAACAUCGCCAUGGUGGUGCUCAGCGUGUACUUCGCCUACCUGACGGUCACGAUGGCGUACUUAAAGAGCGGCUACAACCUGGUGUGCCAGGCCAACGACUCCAAGACGAACCCGCUGGGCGGCCUCAUCUUCUACUACGGCUGGUGGUACGUGAUGCUCAAGGUGGGCGAGCUCCUGGACACGGUGUUCUUCGUGCUCCGCAAGAAGAACGACCACAUCAGCUUCCUGCACGUACUACACCACACUCUGGCGCUCAUCACCGUGUGGCUGGACGUGAACCUGGGCAUCAUGGGACAGGUGGCCCUGUUCCCGCUGCUCAAUUGCUCGGUGCACGUGGUGAUGUACACCUACUACGCGCUGGCCGCGCUGCCGCCGUCGAUCAGGCCCAACCUGUGGUGGAAGCGCUACGUGACCAUAUUCCAGAUUGCGCAGUUCUUUGUGCUCAUGGUGCACAGCCUGGUGCCGGUCUUCAAGGACUGCGACUUCCCAAGGGGGUUCGCGGUCUUCAUGGCUCUGGAGGCGGCCCUAUUCUUCUACCUCUUCAGCGACUUCUACGUGAAGAGCUACGGAACCGCGAAGGAAGGCGCCUCCGCUGCGAAACUUAAAGGCCACUAAUGGUGCCCUGUGCUCUUGUCUUUAACAUUGUUUCCGUGCGUAUACGAGGACACUCGACGCGGCAGAGGUGUUGUGCGUGAAAAAAACUACGAACCGUCAGUUGCUACGAACCGUCAGUUUGUGAUGAAGAGUGUUCGCACCAGCUCGUGUACAUGUGCCGGCGCGCCCGGUGGACGCAUUUUGAAUUGGCUGAAGAUUGCACGCUUGCCGCUAUGGGUGUAAUAUUGUUACGGGGUGUGUAGAGGGCGUUUAUUGCAGGGAGCCGUAGGGCAAGUGGGUCGUCCUGCUCUUCCUCGCUGCUCUCCCAAUGUUGUUGUAGCGGCUGAUGUUGCCGCUCCACUACCGUUGACGCACUGUAACAAUAUUAUAGAAUAUUUGACAAUUUUGGCGGAGUAACGUACGUAGCUGCUCUCUGGGUUUAUGAUGUUGAUAUUACUUAUGAAGAGUGAAAUUUCGACUUCGUUCAUAUGCCGGUAAUAUAUACAUAUAUGUGUUGCAAACGCAAGAGUGUAAGUCUACUCCUUCUCCUUAAGGUCAGCGCCCCGUGUUCACAAAACGUUCAUAUUUCACACAAUCUUACGUAAAAACGGGUGCCUACCAAUGACACGCCUCCUUACGAACAAACCUUGCGGAUUCAGCUACGCGUAUUUAAAAAUUAACCAUUUCGACUAGUGAUACCCAAGUCAGUUCUUUCGCAUAUUGACAGCUUUCUUUUCUGUACUAUUUCUUUUUUUUUUCGGUCUCCACAAAAUAGUGACUGGCGAACAACUUAUAUUUAACAUCUGUUUGUUUUACUUCCUUCAGAAAACAGCGUUAAUUAUCAUCACGCGAAAUUCUUGUGGAGAGCAGGACAGGAAUGUGUCAGCCGCAUCACAUGACCGCAGUGAUCACGCGGUCAUGUGAUUGCUUGGUAAACGGUGCUUAGUGCACUCUGACAAUUCGGAUAUAUUUGCUCAUUUUCACGCAGAAACUGUAUUAUUUUUUUUUAGCCUCAUGAUUCAGAAGCUGUUUGUAUUUCUUUUUCCCUCGCGCAAAUGAAGUCCGUGCUGUUUAUUGAAAAACAAACAGACAAACAUGCGCAUAUGCUGAGCUCAUUUUACUCUGCUUAAAUGGGGAACCUUAAACUCCACUGAAAGCGUCCCAAUACAUCAGCGUCCUUGUGAGGUACGUUCAAAAUCGGUUGUUCCACCUAUGUAAAUACAUACAAUCUGAAUACCAUUGUGUCUUUGGAUAAAGCGUUUGUUGACUAUGU